This is a messenger RNA of Strongyloides ratti, 1239 nucleotides long. RefSeq names its product Astacin-like metalloendopeptidase. The coding region runs from base 1 to 1239 and encodes 412 amino acids. Gene Ontology annotation, molecular function: metalloendopeptidase activity; zinc ion binding. Gene Ontology annotation, biological process: proteolysis. The transcript is spliced from 3 exons. The record is from RefSeq and is a predicted model, not a curated record. NCBI's taxonomy places the organism in Eukaryota, Metazoa, Nematoda, Chromadorea, Rhabditida, Strongyloididae.
AUGACUAAAAAAAUUUUUUUAAUAUGUCUAUUUUUUAACAUAUUUUAUUUUUAUUUUUUAAUUUCAAAAACAAUAUCUACACCUAUUAAUAUAAUAAUGAAUAGAAGUGUCAAAACAGAAAAUAAUAGCAAUGCUAAGAAAAUUGUAAAAAGGGAUAUAUUGUUGGAUCAGUGGGCACCAUGGAAUGUGAGUGAAAUCCAAUAUUUUGUUCAAUCUCCAGUUUCACAAGAAAAUGUUAAAAAAGCAAUUGAACAUAUUGAAAAUAAUACUUGUAUAAAAUUUAAAAAGGUUGAAACAGAAUUUGAUGAUAAACAAGGGUUAAUUUUUAAAGAAGGUGAUGUUUGUUCUUCCAAUGUUGGACUUAUUAAUCCAAACAAAUCGCAACCUAUAAAAUUAUCAAGUUAUUGUUACGAUAAAGUUGAAUUAAUUUUACAUGAAAUUGGACAUGCAUUAGGUUUAAUACAUGAACAAUCCCGAAGUGAUAGAGAUGAUUAUAUUGCAAUAGAUCUUGAAAAUGUAAAAGAUGAUGAAAAGCAUAAUUUUCAAAUAAUGAAUUAUUCUAGCUAUAGAAACUAUUCGACUCAAUAUGAUGUUAAAGCUCUGAUGCAUUAUAAACCAACUGAUUUUGCUAAAAAUACAAAAAAACCAGUAAUUACAUCAAAAUUAGACAAAGCAUAUCAAAAGAGUAUGGGUUAUAGUACAAAAAUGACAUUUAAUGAAAUAAAACAAUUAAAUUUAUGCCACUGUAAUAAAUGCAAUUGGGUUAAUGACGAUGGUAGAAAAACAAAAACAAACGGUACAGAUAGGUGUAGAAAUGGCGGUUAUCCAGAUCAUAAUGAUUGUAAUAAAUGCAUUUGUCCAACAGGAUAUACAGGAACAUUCUGCAAGGAUAUAGAAAAAAGUGAUGCAGGAUGUCCCGAUCAAAAGUAUCAAGUUCUAUCUAGUGUUAAAAAUAUAUAUUUAAUCAAAGAAAAAAAAUGUUAUAUAUUCUUACAAGCAAUUAAAGGAAAGAAAAUAAAAUUACAAAUAAUUUCUUUAAUUUGGCCAGGAAAAGCUUUUUGUACCGAAGAAAAUUCUAAUCAAAUAAAAUAUUUUCGAGAUAAAGGUAACACUGGAUUACUUCUUUGUGGAAUUCAUUAUUACAUAGAACUUACAUCACAAAGUAAUUCUGUUCUUAUAGUAUACAGAGGACAAACAGAUAGAGAUGCUCUAGGUGUGGGAUUUAUUGAAACAGAUUGA